UAUGGCAGUGUGAGGAGUAAAUGGCUCAGAGUAUCGGCGGCAGAAACCGACCUAAACACUGGUCUGGAAACCGAUAAACAAACACAACAAAGCGCGGUGCUGGUUCUGGGGGCGCACGGAAACUGUGCCAGUUGUCCAAAAAGCCAAGAAGACUCCGACCUUUUUGUGGUUGUUUAUUUUUUUAUUUUUUUUGUGUCUGGUGUGUGUGCAUGUGUGUGAGAACAACGAGGAUAUCUUAAUUGGACAUGUGAGUUACGGGAGUUAACAAGACAAGCAGCCCUUUCAAAGAUGAAGUUCCCCGCUUGCGUCCUCGUCACUUUGGCGCUGAUCCGAUCGAGUGCAGCACAGUCAGUUUGCCCCGGCACGGAGAACAAGUUGAGCACGCUGUCUGACCUGGACCAGCAGUACCGCACCCUGAAGAAGCUCUACGAGAACUGCGAAGUCGUCAUGGGCAAUUUGGAGAUAACCAGCAUCGAUCGAAACCGCAACCUCUCCUUCCUCAAGUCAAUCAGAGAGGUGACCGGCUAUGUGUUGGUGGCCCUAAACCAGUUCGACUACCUGCUGCUGGAGAACCUACGGAUCAUCCGCGGCACCAAACUGUACGAGGGCCGCUACGCCCUGGCCAUCUUCCUCAACUACAGGCGGGACGGGUAUCACGGCCUGAGACAGCUGGGCCUGCGCAACCUCACAGAGAUACUGAAUGGGGGUGUUUAUGUUGACCAGAACAAAUUCCUGUGCCAUGCGGACACCAUCCACUGGCGUGACAUUAUCAAGAACCCCCAGGCUGAGCUGCUGGUGGUACCUUCCAACAACAGCAACCUCGGAUGCAGGCGCUGUCAUCGCUCGUGUAAUGGACGCUGCUGGGGCAAUCAGGAAGACCAGUGCCAGACCUUGACAAAGACGGUGUGUGCAGAGCAGUGUGACGGUCGAUGCUUCGGGCCUUACGUCAGCGACUGCUGCCAUCGCGAAUGUGCCGGCGGCUGCUCGGGCCCCAAGGACACGGACUGCUUUGCCUGCACCAAUUUCAACGACAGCGGAGCCUGUGUGACCCAGUGCCCUCAGCCGUUCGUGUACAACCCCACGUCUUUUCAGUUAGAGCACAACCCCAGAGCCAAGUACACUUAUGGAGCCUUUUGCGUCAAGAAAUGCCCACAUAACUUUGUGGUGGACCACAGCUCCUGCGUAAGAGCUUGUCCCAGCAACAAGAUGGAAGUGGAGGAGAACCGCAUCAAAAUGUGCAUCCCCUGCACAGACAUCUGUCCUAAAGUGUGUGAUGGCAUAGGGACGGGCAGCCUGCAGACAGCUCAAACAGUGGACGCCAGCAAUAUUGACAAAUUUGUCAACUGCACCAAAAUCAACGGCAACCUCAUCUUCCUCAUUACUGGCAUUAAAGGGGACAUGUAUCAUGGUAUCGGACCUUUGGACCCUGAGCGCCUCAACGUGUUCCGCACUGUGAAAGAGAUCACAGGUUACCUCAACAUCCAGUCUUGGCCUGAGAAUAUGACAGAUCUGAGUGUUUUUUCCAGCCUGGCAACCAUCGGAGGCAGAUCUCUUUACAGUGGAAGUGGUAUUUCUCUGCUGAUCCUAAAGCAGCGUUGGAUCUCCUCCCUCCAGUUCCAGUCGUUGGAUGAGAUCAGCGCCGGUAACGUCUACAUCUUCAACAACAGCCGCCUGUGUUUCUACAACACCGUCAACUGGACGUCACUCUUCAGGACGCCAAGCCAGAAAGUCCUCAUCCGCAACAACCGAGAUCCAAAGGAAUGCACUCAACAGCGAAUGGUGUGUGACCGGAUGUGUUCAGACGAUGGCUGCUGGGGCCCGGGGCCAGACCAGUGUCUUUCCUGUCGAUACUUCAGACGAGGCCGCACCUGCGUUGAGUCCUGCAACCUCUUUGACGGGGAAGUGCGUGAAUUUGCCAAUGGAUCUGUGUGUCUGGAGUGUGAUAGCCAAUGUGAGAAAAUGGAAGGGGACACCGUGACAUGUCUUGGCCAGGGCCCGGACCAAUGUGUAAAAUGCCUCCACUUCAAAGACGGACCCAACUGCGUGGAGAAGUGCCCGGACGGGUUGCAGGGAGCUAACAGUUUUAUCUUCAAAUACGCCAAGGCCAACAAUGAGUGUCAUCCCUGCCAUGCCAACUGCACCCAGGGGUGCGUCGGGCCAAGACUUCAAGAUUGUGUUGGGAUGAUGGACAGGACACCCCUAAUAGCAGCUGGCAUUAUCGGAAGUCUAUUUAUCAUCGUCAUCCUGGCCCUCAGCGUGGCAGUGUAUGUUCGACGCAAAAGCAUCAAGAAGAAAAGGGCCUUGAGGAGAUUCCUAGAGACAGAGCUGGUGGAGCCCCUGACCCCCAGUGGAACGGCCCCUAACCAGGCGCAGCUGCGGAUCCUGAAAGAGACGGAGCUGAAGAGGGUCAAGAUUCUGGGUUCAGGAGCUUUUGGAACGGUCUACAAGGGCAUCUGGGUCCCAGAAGGUGAGACAGUGAAGAUCCCUGUGGCCAUUAAAAUCCUCAAUGAGACCACCGGUCCUAAAGCCAACGUGGAGUUCAUGGACGAGGCCCUGAUCAUGGCCAGCAUGGAGCACCCCCACCUGGUGCGUCUGCUGGGCGUCUGCCUGAGCCCCACCAUCCAGCUGGUCACCCAGCUCAUGCCCCACGGGUGCCUCCUCGACUACGUGCACGAGCACAAGGACAACAUCGGAUCACAGCUGCUGCUCAACUGGUGUGUCCAAAUCGCCAAGGGGAUGAUGUACCUGGAGGAGAGGAGGCUGGUCCACAGGGACCUGGCGGCACGGAACGUGCUGGUGAAGUCGCCCAAUCACAUCAAGAUCACCGACUUCGGCCUGGCGCGGCUGCUGGACGCUGAUGAGAAGGAGUACAACGCGGACGGGGGCAAGAUGCCCAUUAAAUGGAUGGCUCUGGAAUGCAUUCACUACAGGAAGUUCACCCAUCAGAGUGACGUGUGGAGUUAUGGAGUGACCAUCUGGGAGCUGAUGACGUUCGGAGGCAAGCCCUACGACGGCAUCCCCACGCGAGAAAUCCCAGACAUCCUGGAGAAAGGGGAGCGCCUGCCCCAGCCCCCCAUUUGCACCAUAGACGUCUACAUGGUCAUGGUCAAAUGCUGGAUGAUUGACGCAGACAGUAGGCCCAAGUUCAAGGAGUUAGCUGCUGAGUUCUGCCGAAUGGCCCGUGACCCUCAGCGAUACCUGGUCAUCCAGGGAGACGACCGCAUGAAGCUUCCCAGCCCCAAUGACAGCAAGUUCUUCCAGAGCCUUCUGGAUGAAGAAGACCUCGAUGACUUGAUGGAUGCCGAGGAGUAUCUGGUGCCUCGCGGUUUCAACAUGGCUCCUCAGUCAUAUACUACCAGGCCUCGAGUUGACUCCAACAGAAACCAGUUCGGCUAUCGAGAUGGUGGUCCAAACCCUGCAGAGGGCUCCAUGGUGGGUGCCCAAGCCUGUGUGAACCAGGAAGCAGCAGGUGGCUCGGGUCCAGCUCUGGAGGACCAGCGCUGUAAUGGGAGCCUGCAUAAAAAGGGCCUGAGCCAGACUGGGGGAGAGGAUAGCGGAGGCCAGAGGUACAGUGCCGACCCCACCAUUUUCCUUGGGGAGAGGACAUCCAGAGGGGACACUGAUGAGGAUGGCUAUAUGACCCCCAUGAAGGACAAGAGCUCCUCAGAAUACCUGAAUCCCAUUGAGGAGAACCCAUUCGUCUCACGACGUAAAAACGGUGAGAUCCACGCCUUGGACAACCCGGGCUACCACAGCACACCCAACAGUCAGCCCAAAGGAGAGGAUGAGUACAUCAACGAGCCCCUCUACCUCAACACCUUCCACAGCCCUGCAGAGCUGGGCCUGGAAGCCCUGAGGAGAAAUGGUCUGCCCCUUCCCACCCAGCCUCCUUCCUCCAUCUCAGCCCCGACCUCAAGCUCCCACCUCCCACUUACCAUCCAGACCAGCCUGCCCCACUACCCCCUCCCGACGACCCAACCCUCUCCAUCUGGCAUGCCUUGCCACCAUGGCCCACCGACCCACAUCCUCCAUGCCCACCACAACGUCAAACCUGCAGGACAACCUAGCAAUCCAGGUGGCGGUUCUGCCACUCAAAGCCAAACAGGGGCUACUGCCCAAUCCCAGGUGUGCCAGUCAGGUGCCCUGUCCACUUCAGCCACCAUCGGGCACGGCAGCCUGCCAGCCUACCAGAGCCACGGAACCAUGCACCCCGCCAGCAUGCUGAAGCAUGGAGGACAGAUGUCAGGUAAAGCCAGUGGGAAGAAGCUCAAGGUGACCUUUGACAAUCCAGAAUACUGGCAGCACAGCUUGCCUCCCAAGUCGUCUAACCAGGCGGCCCCCGAUGGCGCCCAGGCAGGUUCCACCAAUGCCAAGCUCUUCUAUAAGCAGAACGGACACAUACGGCCGGUGGUAGCUGAGAACCCUGAGUACAUGUCGGAGUUCUCCCUGAAACCUGGCACCGUCUUGCCGCCUCCUCCUUACCGACAGCGGAACACCGUGGUCUAGAUCGUUCCACUUGACAAACAUUUCCCAAUCUGACUCUAGCCGCCAACAACCCCGACAUCCUCUCCGGUUCCACUGUCCAACACAGAGGGGAGUGGAUGCAAGCCAGAGAUGCCCCCAACUCUUUUUAAAUAGCGUGCCAUCUGCUGUAGACUGUAGCGACAUCAGAAGGAGGUGGACCGAACCAAACCAAGCAGACCCAACUCAGACUCUCUCACCUUCACUGUAUUCAAUCUAGUCCAUUUCUGUUCUGUAGAUAGAGAUUGCGCUCCAAGUCACAGAGAAUGUGAAGGUUAUGGUAAUUUUUGGCAAAUAACGGGCACAUGACUGUCACACAGCAGUGGAAGUACUGUAUCUUGUUGUCCCAGUGCAGUAGACGACAACGACGUCAAACAAGAUGGAUUCAGUUAGGGACCUGAACUCACUGCCAACCACUGCGGUGUCAGAUUCUAGGAGGAACACAAUGUUUUAUUGUUUUUUGUUUUCCAGUAUAAAGGUCUGAGGAUGAACAAUAUUCUGCUAAGGGUUUCUGAAAUAAGCAAACACACGGAGCAAAUAUGCUCUGAUGUCAAGAUGUCUGGAGUUGUGAAUGGCCUUGUAGAGUGAAACAGAAACACACGGAGGAAAAAGGACUGAAAGAUUUAGUCAGGAGAAUGACUUUCAGCAACAUGAAAGACGGAGCACUGAAAGCUGAUCAUUUUCAGUCGUUUUGCCAAUAGGAUUAUACUGAACGUUCUUGAAUUUUCCAUCAAAUUUGUGAAACUCAUCUCAUCUUUCUACUUUAACUGUGAUACUGUGAUCGCCAAAACUACAGUGAUCUCUACUUUCACAUUUGUAGUUCAACCAUGGACUUUUACAUUUCCCGAGAACACACAGGGUGACUGCUGUUUUGCUGUUUUUGCUUGACUGCUGUCUACUUGGAAAAACUGAUCAAAAAAACAGCUUUUUCCAAGCCAAAUGGUAUAAGGGAAAAAUACACUGUAAACAUUUUUUCUAUUCACUGGUUGCAGUGCUAAAAAGAUGGAUUUUUAUACAUUGGUUUUCCCAUUCAGAUCAUGAAGCUAAUUUUGAUGAGUAAAGAGUGUCUUGCCAUAAGAGUGGAAGGUUAUUUAGGGGAAUAGCUAUAUCUGCUGAAUAGUGUGAUAAGACCAUCCAUAAAGCAGCUGAACUCAAAAUGGUGAUCAUAGAGACAGGGAGAGUGAGGGAGAGAGCAAGACAGAGACAAAAAAAUCUACAGAGAGGGGAGAGAAAGUUCAUACAAGCCGCCUAAUGAAGACCUCAAGGAAUGAUCAAGACAGCACCAGCAGAGCACAGUAAAAACAGACUACUUUGUGUGUGGGUGUACGUGUAAGUCAGUGUGAUUGGGAUGUUUGAGUGCGUGGAUUCACUUAUUAGAGAGCCAGUUUGGCCCCAGAGGGAUGUCUGUGGAAAAGGUGACGCGCAAGAAGUCAGUGAUGACGGGGUCGACAGCUAAAAACUUCAGUACCGCUGCUAACCAACAGUAAAUUCAACACUGGGUCUGACCUCAAACUAGGCUUCCACAAUAUGACUGCUAUCAAGUAGAAAACACCACAUUUAUAAUGUCACCGGCUUGAAUCAAAAGCGCGCCGAGUGGCCCGACAGUAUCAAAUCUCUGGGAGCUUUUCAUAAUUUUAGGUGGUCCUCAACUGUCUUGUUGUUUUCCGUCGGACUGGUUAAAGGCAGGAACUUAAGAACUUAUAAAGGAUCUAUUAAUGCACAGAAAGUGAUGGUUUUGUGAUUUUUAAAACUGUGCCAAAAUUAACAAGUUUAGAAAAUAGAGUUUUUCUUCGUUACCAUGUUCAUUUAUACAUACAUGCAAAACCGUGCCCAGUUUUGUGCAGGGAUUCACCACAUCUGAACCCACACCUCCUUAUGGCAGCAAGCUCGGACAGGAUAAUGGUACAGAUAGGAAAUGGAUGCAGUCAUUGUUUCUUCCUUGAAGAAGAAACAAUUUGUGUGGCCAUAUCUGUGUUUGCAUUUGUUAGCGAUUCAUCAGUGGCUCCUUGUACAUCAAGAGCCUGUUGUGAGCCUGACCACCCUGCAGUUAUGAUUUAUUCGGCUUAGUCUAAGGUGGUUGUGUAACUCAGACAAAUAAUUACCAACAUAGAUAAAGACCACAUCUUUGUUUGUCAUUAGGCAGACUUUUAACCAGAUGUUAGUAGUAAUGGUACUGCCAUUUGCAGUUUGGCUGCUCCAACUGUCAGUGGUCGAUCACUGAAUUGUUUAAAAUUUAAAAGGAUCAUAUUGUCCAAAAGUCAAAACUCGAUAAACUACCAACCUUGUCGGUGAGAAAUUUUGUUUAUAUACAACUAAUUUGCAACAGCAAAUAUGUUCUGUGAUUAUGUUUUUUAUCAACAUAGUGAGGAAACAUUAAUUAACACAAUGUGGCAAGUUGCAAAAUGUUGAUAAUGAAUGUAUCAGUAAAAUGUUAACUAACAACGUUUUUCAUUUGUUUCCACUGCAAUAUCCAAUCUUGCAAUCCAAUAUCUGCUUGUAGCAACUACGUACAGGUGGUUACGGUUGGGGAAAGAUAAUGGUCUUAGUUUAAUACAGAAAAAGUCCCAAUGACUUGAAGCAUGAGACACGACAUGUUUACUCUUAUUACAUUUUACCAAGACCAUCUUCUUUCACUAAUCCUAACCAAAGUCCCAUUGUUUCUGAAACUUAAACACAUUCAGGAUGCAAACUCCGUUGUCCGGUGGAAUGGUCUGGCACUUCGUACGCACAGCCAGUGAACAUGGUCGGGUAACGAUUACAUUUUGUGCCACAACGUAAACUAUAUAACCUACUUUCGAGGACACAGGGUUGAACCUACACCUAAAUGUCAUCUUCUUAGUUGCUUGUCCAAGUUGAUGAAACAAUUUUUUCACAGUAGCUUGUCUAUGAGUUAGCUGAAAGCUAACUGCCAAUUUACAACAAACAGGAGAUUAUAAAGUUGUCUUUUCUUUUUUCAAGUGCAGCUGUAACUCGCUGGAUUUUAAUUAAUGC
Xiphias gladius (swordfish) is the source of this 7512-nucleotide messenger RNA. Its product is annotated as receptor tyrosine-protein kinase erbB-4-like. Gene Ontology annotation, molecular function: ATP binding; epidermal growth factor receptor binding; transmembrane receptor protein tyrosine kinase activity. The transcript is spliced from 27 exons. Gene Ontology annotation, biological process: positive regulation of cell population proliferation; protein phosphorylation; multicellular organism development. The record is from RefSeq and is a predicted model, not a curated record. The coding region runs from base 289 to 4506 and encodes 1405 amino acids. Gene Ontology annotation, cellular component: signaling receptor complex; basal plasma membrane. Lineage: Eukaryota; Metazoa; Chordata; Actinopteri; Istiophoriformes; Xiphiidae.